Meloidogyne enterolobii is the source of this 1866-nucleotide messenger RNA. The record is from the annotation of a GenBank genome assembly. NCBI's taxonomy places the organism in Eukaryota, Metazoa, Nematoda, Chromadorea, Rhabditida, Meloidogynidae.
AAAAAAUCUUUUUCAAAGGACCAGGCAAUAACACAAUUAUUAAAGCACAUUUAUUCUGACAGAACUUCAAAAUGUGAAAAGGAUUCUAUGGCUAUUGAAACAAUCCAGAAAUUUAAAGAAGACAAGUUUUUUAGAUGGAAAUUGGUAUUUUCUGUUUUGGAGGGAAAACAAUUAGGAAAAUUGAACAUGAAAAUACUUCAUUGUGCUUGUAUUCUAUUAGGAAAUGAACAAACUUCACAACUUUUUGCUCAAUUUAUUCAUGCUGCCAAAGACGAAAAAGAGUUGACCAAUUUUCUUUCAUUUGCUUUAACUGUUAUUCCUCAUUUAAAUCAAAAUCAACGUGUAAAUUCACUUAGUGUAAUGACUUUAGCUGUUCGUUUUGCUGUUUUGGAUUCAAAGAAAAUAGAAAAUGAAUUGACUGAAUUUUUGGAAGAAAAAAAAGAAAUUGUAGUGGAAAAUGAAAAUAAAAUAAGUUUGGAAAGAAAUUUGUUAAAUAAUUUAUUAAUGAUUGUUAAAUGGAAUGAACAGAGUGAACAAGGAAUGAUUUUGAGAAAUAUUGGUUUAAAUCUUGCUGACAUUCGUGGCUAUCUUCAAGAAGGCCUUCUUAAUUGGAUGUUAGAUUAUACCGAUCUUGUAAGAAAAAUUACUGGGGGGACUUUGAAUGAGGAAGCAGCUCAAGUAUUAAACACAUUCUUUACCUUAAUGCUUUCUGUAGUUCCUCAAGUCCAACUUCCUUUAAAUUUUCAAAAUAAUUUGUUGACUAAAUUGAGUGCUUUAAUUGUUUCAAUGUUAAAAUUUAUUAAAAAAGAAAAAUUGGGGACGUCUUUGGAUGGUGUUGAUUACUUUGCACGUUGCUGUACUAUUGCUGGACGUAUUUUUAUUAAACAAACGGGUGCUGAUCCAACACAAUUGAUGCGUUCUUUAAUGGAUGAAAUUUUUGAGAGUUAUCAAGAAUUGUUUGAUUCUGAUUGCUGUGGAAGUAACGAAUCAAGUCGACAUAUUGGCGCAUUUUUGGAUUAUUCGAAAUUUAAAACGAUUAAUUUUUUAAAUAAAAAUUACGAGCAUUCAAUAUUUCAAGAACUUCGACAGGCUUCUUUAACAGACAGAACAGCAGCAGCUGUAGCCCAUUCUGGCACUUUAAAUCGUAAAAGAUUUUUAGAAAAAUUUGUAGAGAAUAAGGAAGGAAAAGAAGAAGAAAAUGCUGAAAUUAAAAUUAAUCAAAUUAGAAGACUUUUAUUUUUGGAUUUUAUUGAAUGUUUAUGUCUUUCUGCAAGGCCUUCAACGACAAAACCUUCUCCUCCUUCAACAACAGAACAACAAAUGCAACAAUUUUAUGAUUUGGGAAUGUGCAGAUUUUUGGGUCAAUUACUUGUGGAUAGAUUUGCAGGUGAUGGACUUACCUCACAUUUUUGUUGGCAUAGUUGGGAGCAAGAAAGAGAAUUGGUUUCACAAUAUACAAAAAUAACAAAAAUUAUCGACCAACACCCAAUUAUUGUCGAUUUCCUACUUUUAUUAUCAGAACUUGGAUUUACUGGAUUAUGUUCUGUUCUUCCAUUAUUUAAAGCUUUAUUUGUUACAGUUUUGAGUCAAUUAGAAAAUACUCCAUUAAAAACAGAAAAAAUUUCUUUUGCUUUUUUACAAAGGUCGACUCAAUUAAUUGGACUUUUUAUUUGUGCUGACAUUUUCCCUCAAAUUUUGUCAAAUUUUCAAAAAAUCUUAUCUAAUUCAACCAAUUUUGAAGCUUUUGUUUUAAUGAGGGAUUUAUGGGAUUUUUUAAAGUUGUUAAUUCCAACGUGUGAAGAAAUUACUAAAGGAAAAAUGAUUAGUGUUGAAAAUAGGGCUGUUUUGGAGAAGGUUUUUGUUUAA